AUGGCAUCAUCCAGAGUGGGGCAUGAUGUUAUAGAGGAGGCAGCAACAGCGUUUGUGCACGAGCCGUCGGCUCGGCUUGCCUGCCCUAUCUGCACAGAGACGCUCCGUGCGCCUGCCCUCACUCCCUGCCGGCACACCUUCUGCACCCACUGCAUCUUUCAGGCCGUGGCCCUCAAGCCCGAGUGUCCGCUCUGCCGCGCCGUCCUCGGCUCAGACGACAUCCAUCCAAACCUCCUUGUCCAGGAUCUGCUCGACGAGAUGGAUGUGUACUGCCCGUUCCGCUCUGCCGGUUGCACAGCCAUCUUCCCGCUGGCAGAGCUCGAGGCCCAUCGAGUGGCCUGCGCCUCGCGCCCGGCCCGCUGUCCCUUCCGCAAGCACGGCUGUGCCUAUGCUGCUACUUGGGACGCUGUCAACGCCCAUACGGCGCCCGAUGGCGACUGCCCGUACGCCAAGGUCACCACCUUUAUCAGCGAGACCUGCUCCAAGAUCGAGGUGCUCGAAGACGCGCUCGCCCGCAAGUCCGAAGAGGUCGACGCCCUCCGCGCCGCACUGUUGGCGCUGGCCAGUGCCGACGCUGCCGGUCCGGUGGCGAGCAUUGCGCCGGAGCUCCGGGCGCUGCUGGAAGAGAAUCUUCCGGAGCCGAUCGCCACCCGCCUCGGCCUUGGCCAGUCGGCGAGUGUUUGUGCCGGCGCAUCCGCAAGUGCCGCCGUGGCUGACGAACCCGAGCCUGGCACGCCAUCGCUGAGAUCGCGCGCGUUGUCGGCCACGGCUGGCCUUGAGGUGUGGAGCCCGACGCGGCUCGAGUGUGCACGGACGCUCAAGGGCCACACUUCGGGUGUGACUGCACUCUGCGUCGGCUCGGCCUACCUUUACUCGGGCUCGCAGGACACCACCAUCCGUGUCUGGUCGCUCGAGACCUUUGAGUGUCUUGCCGUCCUGCAAGGCCAUGCUUACACGGUGUGGGCCCUGGAGGAGGCCUUUGUCCCGGUCCCCGACGAGGUCUACUCGGACUACGACGACGACUCGGACGCACCGCACGUCUCGCGCCGCCUCUUCUCGGCAUCGUCCGACUUUAGCAUCCUGGUCUGGGUCGCGUCGCCGGCGGCCUCGUCUGCUCCGCACUUUGAGCGCGUCGGCAAGCUUGAGGUCCACACCGCCAAGAUCUACGCCCUCCGUUACGAGCCGCUGGCUAAUGUCCUCAUCUCUGGCGACGCUUCGGGCACACUCUGCUUCACCCACGCCUGGUCGCUUGCUGUUCUCGCCUCGGUCAAAAUCCGUGACGCCGGCAUCUCGGCCCUCACCCGUGCCGGCGAUCUGCUCUACAUCGCUUCGGACGACGGCACUGUAUCGCUUCUGGACAUCAGCCGCUUGCUGGCGCCGCUGGCCGAUGUGAGCAACCUCGAGCUUCCCGAGCCGGUUGUCGUUGUCCAGGCCGAGUCCAAGAUCCUGGCUCUCGCCCUCGCCGGCGACUAUCUCUUUGCCUCGUGCUCCUACACCAUUGGUGUUUACAAUAUGGCUCGUGAGUACGAGUUUGAAGGCGUGCUCAAGGGCCAUCGCUGGCCGGUGUGGCAAAUGGAGGUCGUGACGUCGAGCGCCAACACCUGGCUUGUCUCAGCCUCGUUUGACCACCGCAUCAUGAUCUGGGCCGUGGAUCCGGACCACUGCGUCCGCACCCUCGACGCUCACCAUGGCUACAUCCACGCCCUUGCCCAGCGGCCGGCGGCUUCUGCCGAUCCGCGCCACAUCCUAGCCUCGGGCUCGGGUGAUCGCACCAUCCGGGUCUGGAUACCUGUGGUUGCUCCGCCACCCGCCGCGUCGUCAUCGUCGCCGUAGCGCGCUGGUUUUUAACCCCACUGGGUUUUGGCAACAUAAAAAUUGCGCCCACGCCA
Molecule: messenger RNA, 1889 nt
Organism: Thecamonas trahens ATCC 50062
Lineage: Eukaryota; Apusomonadida; Apusomonadidae
Product: atypical/Alpha/MHCK protein kinase
Exons: 2
Coding region: 1-1833 (610 amino acids)
Molecular function (GO): zinc ion binding; protein binding
Source: RefSeq, a predicted model, not a curated record